AUGGAUUGUGACUCUACUGGUACCGUCCUUGGCGACGCCUUGGCAGACCGUCGCCGGCACAGGCCGGCAGCCGUGAAAGAUGAGUGGAUACUGGAUACUCGUGGACGUUCGUUUGUGGGGCAGCAUGACCUGGACUCCUUGAACCACGUGAUCCGGAGCUUGGAUGUGGAAGGCACAGGGCUACUGGAGACGAUUGCUGGUACCGGUGAGCCGGGUUGGUCGGGCGAUGGAACGGCGGUCGCGGCGCUCUUGAGCUCCAGACCGGACCAGGAGCGACCCGGGAGGGUCAGGACCCUGUGCACGGAGCCGUUUGGAGGGGUCCGGAGCGUUGAUGAUCUGUGA
Molecule: messenger RNA, 342 nt
Organism: Durusdinium trenchii
Lineage: Eukaryota; Dinophyceae; Suessiales; Symbiodiniaceae
Source: the annotation of a GenBank genome assembly